Messenger RNA from Dipodomys spectabilis (banner-tailed kangaroo rat), 609 nucleotides. RefSeq names its product endogenous retrovirus group K member 7 Pro protein-like. Bases 1 to 609 code for a protein of 202 amino acids. The transcript has a single exon. The record is from RefSeq and is a predicted model, not a curated record. NCBI's taxonomy places the organism in Eukaryota, Metazoa, Chordata, Mammalia, Rodentia, Heteromyidae. Gene Ontology annotation, biological process: proteolysis. Gene Ontology annotation, molecular function: aspartic-type endopeptidase activity; nucleic acid binding.
AUGGUUGAGUCACCAAAAGGAAUUUUUGCCAUAUCUCCUGGUGACCGCAUUGCACAGCUGCUUAUUUUACCUAGCCUCCAUGAGCAUUUUGAAGCGCAGCAACAGACUAGGGCAGAAAAGGGUUUCGGAUCCACAGGAGUAGAUCUGACAUUUAUAUCUCUUGAUUUGGACCAAAGACCAGUGCUAGAACUAAAAAUAGACAAUAAAAAGAUAUUAGGUCUUCUAGAUAAUGGAGCAGAUAAAAGUAUAAUUGCAAAAAAGGAUUGGCCGUUGGGAUGGCCUAUACAGACCUCUCCUCAAGCAUUACAAGGCCUAGGAUACGCAAAAACUCCUGAAAUGAGUGCAAGACAACUCUCCCGGAAGGACGAUGAAGGCCACUCAGGCACUAUUCAGCCUUACGUGCUAGAGCUGCCAGUAUCAUUGUGGGGAAGAGAUCUGUUAAAAGAGAUGGGGUUUACUCUGAGCAAUGAAUAUUCAGCUGUUUCCCAAGAUAUGAUGACUCGCAUGGGGUAUCAUCCUGGCUUUGGCCUAGGGAAAUUUCUACAAGGCAAUAAAGAGCCCAUCCAAGUAAAACAAAAGUUAGACAAACAGGGACUGGGUUUUUCAUAG